Molecule: messenger RNA, 2645 nt
Organism: Osmerus eperlanus (European smelt)
Lineage: Eukaryota; Metazoa; Chordata; Actinopteri; Osmeriformes; Osmeridae
Exons: 18
Coding region: 171-2504 (777 amino acids)
Source: RefSeq, a predicted model, not a curated record
CAGUGAUUGGUCAGUUGAUGCAGGCUCAGAUUGAAGUCUCUGCAGCUCAGGGAUUCACAAGAGCCGCCAGGUUAUUGCAUGCCAGGGCUUCAGUUUGACUUGUUUUUUGCUAGCAGUUGUAGUUUAGUAGCGGUUUCAGGCUAGCUGUAGACUCUGCAACAUCAGUGACAAUGUCUCUCUGGGUUUGGCUGAAAAUACUUGGUUUCUUGUCCGUUUCACUGUGUGGAAAAGCCCAAGACAAUCAAAAUGUGACUUUUCAGAUGGAGUGCCGGGAAAGAUACUUUUUGAUAUCAACAGACCUUUCAUUAUCAGGGACUGAGACUCGCUUUGAAGCUGUUGAUGACAAGGGCGUGCACCCUAUAACUAAGGAGUACGGGUUUACAUGUGGUUACAUCUUCAGUAUUAUGGUUGAACAUUUUGAAUUCCGAGCCUCAUACUUCUCUUGCCACACUGACAACCAGAAGGAUGAGGCAUUUACGUUUCAUUUUAACCUGAUCACAACCAAUGGGGAUGGAGAAGAAAUCUUCCAUACUGUGAUUGAAACCUGCUAUCCCUCAAUUCCCUGGUCAUCCAGAGAAGUCACUUGUGAAGAAGACUACGUGGAGGUGAUUCUGAGAAGAGAUGUGUUUUGCCCAUCGUACACAACUGCAGACAACUGGGACAGAAUGGUUCAGGACUUGGCCACGUCAGGCUGGCAGGUCAUGUUCAAUAGGGAGGGGGUGCAGCCAACUACCAUGUCCAUCUCCAUGGCCCGAAGUCUGGGCUACUUGUUUGAUGCUUUACCCGAGAGGCUGUUGUUCCGCUCACCCUUUGGACAGCCACAUGCUUUCAUAUCUCUGGUCAAUGGUGUGUUUCUGGAGGUAAUCCAUCCAACAUUAUACUCCAGGCAGAAAUGGCUGGUCGUGAUGGUGGACUUAGUGGCUGCUUGUUCUACAGAUAGAGGGCAUUAUGAGGGCUCCAGGAUGGUCUGGGAAACCCCCACUCUGCUGCCCCCUCUGGUUUUGGACCCUUCAAAGUUUGCGGUGCAAUCAAUCAGCAUGGGGGUGAAUGGCCAGCUCCAGUUUCACAACACGACUCAGGGGGAUUACACCAUGGAGAUCAACAAUGCUACCGUCCUGAUAGGCAUCCCCUUUCAUUCUGCAGGAUACAGGAAGAGUUUUGUCAUGGAAAAAACGUAUAAUGAGUUAUAUGUGGUACAUCUAUACUACGAGCAAGUCUUUGUGACCGAGGAGGGUGUUGAGACCAGACUCCGUCAGCAUAGACCUAUGGUCACACCUUUGCUGACUUGGCACCCCUUCACCAUGAACCAAACGGAUGUUGAGGAGCGCGUGUUUAUCGUUUACUUUGGAAACCUCCCCUCUGAUGUGACUCUGGUUGCGGUAAACCUGAAUGGGCAGGACUUCACUGUGCCCCUGACACAGGAGAGCAGCUUCUCCAUUGCGAGAGGGUCAUUGCCAAAUGGCACCCACGCCUAUGUUCUCAGGGUGCCCUUUGAAGACUCUCUUUCGAAGCUGUACUUGGAAGAGGGGCUUCUUCAGUUUAUGUUGGACAUCAACUUCACUUUGACCAUAAUGGAUCAGGAGGAGCCGUUCUACCACCUAGCAUCAGUUGUGGCUGAGCUGACGGACGUGUUCCCUCCCAGCAUUGAUGGUUUCUGUUCGGAGAACGGCAUCAGCUUCCAAUGGAACCAUGAACCUGUUGACGACCUGUGGGAGGUUGCCAUUGGCCCGGAUCCUCUGACCCCAGAGCUGGCCGCCCAGAGAGGAUAUGUUGUGACGAACAACAGCCAGAGUAUCAUUCUGGACGUGCCCCUCUUUACCAUUGGCUACAGCUAUGAGAAUAUAACUUUGAGUCAGUUUGUCGGCUCGUUGGAAAUCCAAUCAAGGAAUUUGAAGACUCCAGAGAUUCAGCAGUCUGUGACAAUGCAAUGCCACUUUGAUACCACAGAGCUCAUUGUGUGUUCCACUCAUGGGGUGAUGACUGUGGUGACCGAAGUCUUAAAUGGUGCAGACCCUUCCAGGACAUCUCUUCUGCAGAAGACCUGCACGCCCAAAGAGAUGAACAAUUCCAGAGUCCUGUUUGAGUUUGGGUUGAACAGCUGUGGAACACUGGUCCAGGUCGAUUAUCAGAAUGUGAUUUAUGAGAAUGAGAUCAUCAUAGAGCAAAGUACUGAAGCACCAGUGAUCAAGAAAGCUACCCUCAGGGGAGUUGUCCGCUGUGUCUAUCCCCUUGCUGGCCUCAGCAAGCUGUUUACAGAAUGGAGAUUUGAGUCCGAGGCCCCAGGUCAGGGAACAGUAGUUUACACCACGGACCCACGGAGUUUUUAUCCGGUGACUACAAUCAAGCCCAUCGAACAAUGUUCUCAGACAACUACUCCACCCAGCACCAUGGCUACUCCACCCAGGAUUGGAGCAAGCAUUGGAGCACUGCCGGCUGGCCAUCCAUCUGCUUCAUAUGUACGUGUACUACAGUGGCAAGGACAGGUUUUCACCGAGGCACUAUGAGGAGGCAAAACCGAGUUGGAAUAGGUUAUUACAAAUGGUUUGAGAAUAUAAUUUUUGUAAUUUGGGGGGGAAAAAAUACAAAUUGGAACUGAAUAAUUUGUGACUUGUGAAUUUUCAAAUAAAUGUUUAUUUUAAAAUCUG